AUGUAUAUCAACCGUGCUGUGGCUCUCAUCGCCCGUGAUUGGGAAGACGACGCCAAAAGCACUGGCAAAUCAUUCAAGAGCUGGAAAUCAUGUCAGAACAACCGAACAUGUCACAUUAUCGCUAUAGUGGGAUUUGUUCUUGCGGCGCUAUGCAUUUUCUGGGUCCUUUCUACGUUGAUCCGCUGUCUCUGCAUGGGAUAUUCCUGUUUAGAGGCGCUCUGUUGCUGCUGUUGCAGAAAUGCCCACUCCAACAGAUAUGUCGAGCAGCCACAACAGGUUUUCCCCCAGAAUUACUCGCAGCACUACACGCACCAGCGCGAGCCACCAAUGACGCGCGCAGAGCCAGCGUACCAGCCCAUGAACCAGUAUUAUCCUGCAGAAAAGGCCACCACGCCAGCCGAUUUCACAAAGUACCCCCAUGAAGAAUCAUAUAGAUACGACACGGGGUACAAACCGCUGCAGUUUUAA
Molecule: messenger RNA, 468 nt
Organism: Clavispora lusitaniae ATCC 42720
Lineage: Eukaryota; Fungi; Ascomycota; Pichiomycetes; Serinales; Metschnikowiaceae
Cellular component (GO): plasma membrane; cellular bud neck
Source: RefSeq, a predicted model, not a curated record